UGUAGGGAGCAGGGCGAUGUCGGCCCAUCUGCAGUGGAUGAUCAUUCGCAACCGCUCCAGCUUCCUGCUCAAGCAGAACAAACAGACCUACAGCACCGAGCCGAACAACCUGAAGGCCCGAAACUCCUUCCGCUACAAUGGGCUGAUCCAUCGCAAGACGGUCGGCGUGGAGCCCGCGGCCGAUGGGAAGGGGAUCGUGGUGGUGCUGAAGAAACGGGCAGGCCAGCACAAGCCAGCCACAUCCUAUGAGAAGAUGACCAUUAACAAGAAUUCUCCCUCAGGUUAG
This is a messenger RNA of Chelonoidis abingdonii (Abingdon island giant tortoise), 286 nucleotides long. NCBI's taxonomy places the organism in Eukaryota, Metazoa, Chordata, Testudines, Testudinidae. The record is from RefSeq and is a predicted model, not a curated record.